This is a messenger RNA of Spirodela intermedia, 8838 nucleotides long. Lineage: Eukaryota; Viridiplantae; Streptophyta; Magnoliopsida; Alismatales; Araceae. The record is from the annotation of a GenBank genome assembly.
AUGGGAGCUGCAGGCAGAACUUCACAAGGUCUGUCUGGAUCUAGAUCAAUCACCCUGAUCCCACUCCCUCGGCCGCCAAUGGUUCUAACUUUUGCUGCAGCUGGCCCUUUGGCUACUGCUGCACCAUUUCCUCUUCCCCUUCCUACACCAACCCGUCUACCUGUCCUAUUACUAGCUGGCAAAGCAAAGUUCUCGGCUUGUUCAAUGGGCUGUGGCUGUGGUGCAUCAUCUACCCUUUUGGAUUUCACACGACCUUGCCGGGUUCCACUGCGAAGCUCCGGCAUUAUCUCCCCAUGCAAGUUACGGCCAGACCGGGUAUUGAGUUUCCCUGUUGGUACCUGCACAAUGCUGAGAGUGCAAAGGACGAAGACAGUGAGCCCAUCAAGAAAAUAUGGAGGAAUGUGGACUAAAAAAGGAUACCCAGAAGAUCCCAGAGAGAAGGAAAACAAAAAGAAGAAGGAUCUCAGUAAACAAAGAAAUGAUGAGGCCAAAUUCUAAAGUAGCCAUAAGCUUCAAGACUGGAAAUCUAAUUCUAACAGGCUAAGGAACAAGAACAAGGCGGACACAGCUUACACAUCCAACCGGGAGAGGAGAAAGCGAUAAGAAGAUCAAGAUGUAUAGAGGCAGAUGAGAUAAAUUUCGUUUCUUUGUAGAGCCACAUAAAAAUUACCAAAUUAAGGCAAAAAUUCAGAUCGUCAAAAUGGAAACAGCAUUAUUUUAGGAAAAAAAUUCCAUUCCUUUUUUGGAAAUGGAAGAGAACUGCUUCUUUUCUGAACCCCCUCCUCUCCCAUGUCAGACGCUACUGUUUAGUAAGAAAUUACACCCUUUUGCAGGAAAAGCAGUUGUCUCCCCAGAACUGAGGAUCCUCACUGGCAAAGAAACAAGGGGGUAAUCCACCUAACUUCACAAAUGAUUUUCCGAGAAGAAAUCAAAGACAUUUGAGAAGAAUUAUAUUGUCAUCAGUAGAACACCUCAUCUAAAUAGUUCGUCAAAUGAGGCGUCCAGGGAACCAGAACGUUCAGACUGAACCCCCUCCUCUCGUCCCUGGUUCGAAUCGAUCCAAUCGUAAUGGUGGAGAGAUGCUUGAGAAGAAAGGCUGUAACUUUCAUUAACACAAUCGGGAUCAUCUGAACCGACGCAACCGAUCAUCCGAAUCCAAUCCAAAACCCGACACAACACCGGAAGCACGUUUCCAACAGAAAAAACAGAACCGAUCGUCCAAGAAACGAAUCAGAAUCUCAUCGGCACGAGGAUGGAAGGGAGCAGAACCUGAAACAGCGACGAUCGGUGCCCGAUGGUGCCACCGGAUCGGUUUCAACACAAUCGACGGAGUCACCGACUCCUCGGCCGCCCCCGAUCCGGAUCCUCAGAGGAGGCGUCGGGAGGUUGGGGGCUCCCCGAGCGCUCUACGAAAAUUCGCCCCCUUCCGUUCUCCGCCUCUGCACGCCUCGCCGGCGAAGGCACCGCCCCUCCAGCGGACAGAAUCCCGCCGGCGACCUGCGAUCGGCGUGGGACGGAGCUUCCUCAGGCGAAAACAACGGAAUAGCAAAGAAGACCACCGAUGGCGACGAAAACGACCUGGCGGCGGCACUCUCCACUCCCUCUGCACUUCUCUCCCUCUCUAACUGCGACCGCCCCUUCCCCUUCGUCCUUCUUAUCCCUCCUCCCUCUCGCUGAUGCUCUCCACGACUUCUCCCUCCCCUCUGCGCGUUCAUCUAUUACAUAUCCAUCCAUCUACUUCCCGAGCUGUCCGAAAUCUGUAGUACUUCCUCCUGGGGGGCUAGCCGAUGCAUGCAGAACCUACGUGGCCAUUCUCUGCCUCCGUGGCACCCAACAGCUGGCACCCCACCCCAGUUCUCGGGCCGGGCCCAUAAAAAGCCCGAACAGUGGUAAUCAGAAGAGGGAGAGAGAGGGAGAGAGAGGGAGAGAGAGGGAGAGAGAGGGAGAGAGAGGGAGAGAGAGGGAGAGAGAAGGACAGAGAGGGAGAAAGAGGGAGAGAGAAGGACAGAGAGGGAGAAAGAGAGUUGGGCUUUUCGGGCCGAACCUAGAAAAGCCCCAGAGUGAACUUAGAAGAGUAUUAAUGUCGGGCCGGGCCCGCCGCGUCUCGCAUUGUAUAGCUGGUUGAAAUGCCCAGCGCGCUAACCACCCCUGCCUCCAUCUAAAUGGGAAGAUCUUGCGAUUUCAACGAAUUUUCUACAGAAUGGGCCCUCGCGAUUCUCCGGCCGAGCCUUAGAAAAGCCCGAAAAAAUGUCUAUAUUUUGGUUAUCCCCAGGCCAUGAGAAGAGAGAGGGAGAGAGAGCGGUGGCCUUUUUGGACCGAGCCCUAGAAAAGGCAAAAAUGAACCUAGAAUAGGAAUAAUGUCGGACCGGGCCUGCCUGCUUCUUUCAUCUUAUAGCCUGAUUAACCCGAAGAACAAAAAGCCCACCAGCAACGCGCCACCCACAACCCCCCAAUUCUCGGACCUGGCCCGUAGAAAAGUCCGAAAAGUGGCAAUGAGAAUAGAGAGAGAGAGAGGGGUGGUCUUUUCGGGCCGAGAAAACCCCAAAUUAGCCUUAUUUACCGGGGAAAAAAGCCCAUGUCCGCUAACCCCCUGCGCCAAAGUAAAUGAGAAGACCUUGCCAUUUUAACGAGUAGUGGGCCCCAUAAAACCUUGGGCGGAGCGCGUGGAAAAGCCCGAAAGUUAGCUCUAUUUUUCUUACAUCAGUGCAAUGAGAAAGAGAGAGAGUAUGCGGUAGGCUUUUCCGGGCCGAGCCCUAGUAAAGUCCAAAGUGAAUCUAAAAUAGGAACGAUGUCGGGCCGGGCCCUUGUCUUUCAUUGUAUAGCCUGAUUCACGGGGGAAAAGCCCAUCCCGAUAACCUACCCUGCGCCUGACUUAAUGAGAAGACCUUGCCAUUUCAACGAUAUUUGUCUCCAGAGUGGACCCCAUAAUUCUCUGCCAUUAGAAGAAAAGGAGAGAGAGAGAGAGAGAGAGAGAGAGAGAGGUGGGCUUCUUUCCGGCCGAGCUCUAUAAAAGCACACUGUGAACCUAGAAUAAGAAUGACGUUGGGCCGGGCCUGCAUCUUUUAUUUUAUAGCCUGAUUUACCGGGGAAAAAGCCCGGCUCGAUAACCUUCCCCUGCCAUUGCAAUAAAUUUUUCUAUAGCCUGCCACCCCAAGGCAAGUGGACUUCUAAUUUCCCCUUCAUCUGAGGGUUGACCCAUUCAAGAGUCAACGCCGAGGGAGUGGCAUAACUUCCUUUCCCUUUAAUAGAAAUGCACGCUUACCAGGUUGCAAGAUUGUUGGUUACUUGUGCCCAUUAACCUCGAUCCCGUUUAACAAUAAAAUAUAUAUGCAUGGUGUUAAUGUAAUAAUGUUAUAAGUCUAACUAACGAGGGUCUCAUGAGCCAUCCAUUUAGAGUAAAAAAUUAUUAAUUACGCUUAAACAUAGGGUUAUGGUCACUUUUACAAAAUUAAUGAUAAUUUUCAAUGUUUUUGUAACGAGGAUCCUGUUUUUGUUCAAUUUGUGUAUAUGCCUUUUAGCAGUUGAUUAUUGACGCUUUAUGGAUAUCUUUAGCAAUUGUAAAUGUACCACAAAAUGUUGCAAUAGUCUUCCACGGGUACCUACGAACGUAAUUUUUUUUUAUGUGCUGGAAAAUAGUAAGGAAUAUAUUUUUCUAGAUUUUGAUUAAAGUUGAUUCAUCAUGGAUUCAAUAUUUUGAGUUGGGGCCUACCAAAUAAUAAUAAUUAUUAUUAACUUCAAUUGAUUAGUGUCUACUAAUUUGGGAAUCUGGGGUUAUCUAAACAAUAAUAUUAUUAUGCAUAAUACUGUAUUAUUUUCACUUUUAUUCAAUUUUUUUUAAGGAUGAUUUUUUAUGAAUUCACAACUUGCAUAAUCCAUAUAGAAAAUAAGAAUAAAUAAAUAAACACUACAUAUUUCCUAAAAAGAGUGAGAUAGUGAGAGGUAGAGAGAGAUGGAUAGAUAGAUAGAUAGAUAGAUAGAUAGAUAGAUAGAGAUAGAGAGAGAGAGAGAGAUGGAUGAAGUACUUAUCAUCAUCAUCAUCCUGAGGUCUCCACGUGGACGAAGAGGAAAACUGGGGGAUAUAUUAAAUGGUGAGCGAGUACAAUGUUAGAUUUUUUUUUCGCAAAUGGAACGCCUAAUAAACCAACAAGUACGAAAAACUCCUAGAAAGAUGGAAAUAUGCGAUCGACAUUAGAGACAUCUCGGGGCCUCAGUUCGAAGCCACGAAUACCGUACACAAGGGCACAUCUACUAUUUAGGAAUUUAAAAGACAAUAAAAUAUCCAUAUAUCGUCUUCAGCGAGUGGAAGGGAGAGAGAGUACGAUGGCACCAAUAUCGUUAGCCCUCAAGGGCUCUCUCUCUCUCUCUAGAUCCCAUUCAGUAAAUGCGGAGAGAUGCUAGAAUAAGAGGAGAUAGAAUGCCUCGGUGCUUAGAUUUUUCAUCCGCCCCAGAGAAACUUUAUUUGCUGGCAUACUUUUACGGCCAAACAAGCUUUUAAUUUAAAUAUAUAUAUAUUUUGGGAAAAUAUAUUAUAAGAAAAUGUAAAAAAAUGUACCUAUAAAUUUAAUAUUUAUAAAUUAAAAUAAUAACUCACCCAAGGUUGAUUAUGGAGAGAGCCGUUCGCAAAAAUGUGAACAAAUUCGAUUCUACGGCUAUUUCAGGUGCACUAAAUAUGUGCUAAGAUAUAACAAAGAAAAAAAUAAUUAGGAAAAUAAAAUAAAUGUGUAAACAAUAUUUUGAAACUAUUAGGGUAUAUUCGUAAGUAUCCGAAAUAAUAAUGAAUAAUUUAUAUAUUUUUUUUACCGGGAAAGAAAAAGCGUGAGACGAGAUGGUAUUUGAAUCUUCUCUCUCUCUCUCUCUACCCCUCUUUCUCUCUCUACCUCAGCUCGGCGCAUUGGACGCCCCCGCCUUUUUAGGGUUUUUCUCUCUCUUGGGUUUUGCUGCGCAGCCAGCCCCAGCAUUUGCCUUCCCCAGCAGGCAUUGUCCCUGGCCGGAUCUGUAUCUUGGAGCAGGAUUAGGGUGCAAACUGCGUCGUAUACCACAGACGGGUGGCCUUCCCUCCCUCAGGAAGCGCCGGCGAGGCAGCGUAGUCUUCUCGGUCUUCCGGAGAUCUGCUUAUCGCGAGAAACAUGGCGACGUUCACUCCUGCAGCUGACCGUACGGAUCAAUCGCCUCCUCUCUCUCUCUCCCCCGUUCUGAGUUUCUCUUAUCUAUGAUGCUUGUUCUUGCUUCGAGAUCGUACGGGUUUCUCGGCGUCAUCGUGGAAUCUGUUUAGGCUGGAUGUGCGAAGGGUUUCCUCUUUCUUUUCUAUUCGCCUUCGUUUUCAUGCGGAGGUUUUUCGUUGAAGUUUAGGCCGAUAUAUGUGUGAUCGCCGAACUAGGGUCGUCUUUCUCAAGUUGUGUGAGGGUUUCGGAGGUGUAGGUCGUAUCACUUCUCUUUUUCCUUGGUUGAUUGUUCGGUUUACUCCCUAUAAUUGACUUGUCCUAUUUGGGGUGUGACCUUGACUAUGUUGCAAUCGAUCCUAUUCUUGGAAUUUCUCGGUUUUAUUAUUUUCGAUCCUUGACGUGGAGCUCGUAGAUGCUUGUCUUCUAUCAUCCUGUGGAAAUACAUGAUCGUAUAUGUGUUUCAGGUUUAUCGCUUGUUUUAUUUUGCUUUGAAUGAUUUGGGGGCUCAUCUGUUGAUUUGGUCUCCUUAUGUAGUGGGAUUCUCUGCUGGAGAGGUUGGGAACUAAUUUUUUUUCCUGUUACAGAAACCGCGGAUUUGGUGCAGAAGUUGUCUUUGGAUACUCAGACGAAGACCCAUAACGUCCAAGAGAUUACCAAGAAGGUAACUUCUGCAUUGUGAUUGAGGUGCACUCUUACUAUGGUCGUUUUGUCGAUAAGUCUUCCUUCUUACAUUGUCUGCCCUUCAUAUGUCAGCAGUCCAAUGGAUCAGUAGAACGUAGCAAUCUGGCAAAUGGGAAUGCACCAUCAAGUGAGCGAUCAACGACACCCAUUUUGCAGGACUUCGUUGAUCCAAGCAUGUACUAUCUUUCCAGUGGAUAUGCAUCACAACCCUAUUAUUUUGGAAGUAUGUCUAUGCUUUUAUUUUUAAAGAUACGUUUUGGUAUUAAUGUUAAUGCGUUUAUUUGAAUUACAUGGCAUUUUGGACACCGAAAGAUGAUUUUUGUAUAUUAUUACGUGAGAAACAAGUCAUGUCAAUCACUGGAUUUUUUGUUUUUAAGUGCUCAAUUGUAUAUCAGUGCUUGAACUCUUCUGACUAUUAUCCUUUCCUGUUAUGUUUUCAGCAUACAAUAACAAGUGGGACGAUUACUCGAGAUAUGUAAAUCCUGAUGAGGUACCUGUAAUCCCUUUUUUUGUCCCACCCAUAUAACUGUUUCCAAGGCAUUAUGUGUUUAUAAAUAGAUGCACAUAUUCAUUUAAUUAUGAAUAUUCCUUUUUCAUUUAAUCAUAUUAUAUUUUCUUUAGUAACUGGUUCUUCGAAUGCCCAGUUGCUAAAGUUAUUCCUUAUAUAUUAUAGUCUGAAAUAGCUUUAUUAUCGUGAAUAUUCCCUAGGUAUUAUGUCAUUCGAAAUAAAUUUUUUUUGGUAACGAGUUUUCUGUUGUUGAGCGUUUUUCGGUUUAUUUCAUGUGUUUUAUUAGUUCGGAGAUCUGAUUUAGUAACUUGUUGACCACCUGCAGGGUGUUUAUGGAGAUUUCUACCCUGGUUAUGGAUAUGCGCCCUAUGGUGCGUAUGCUCCUCCCGGUUCUCCAGUUCCGACCGCGGGACCUGAUGGUCAAUUGUAUGGUCCUCAACAGUAUCAGUACCCAGGCCUUUACUACAUGCCGUCAACCCCCAGCAGUUCAACAUUGACUUCUACUAGUCAACCACCUACAUCUCGAGCAGAAGUUUCGGGAUCUGCUGCGAGUGAAGAACCAACUGUUUCUGUUGAUGCCACAAAGAUGACCACAAAAGGAACUUCUAAUGGAUCUGCAAACGGUGACGUUGGAAGUGUACCACUGAAGCAUAACCAUCAGAAGCCAUUGGCGUCAAAUGGUUCACGUGGGAAUAGUGCUUUGCCAGGUGGCAUCCCUUCUGGUUACCCCCCUGACCCUAGAUACGCGUAUGAUGGAAUGCGGUCGCCUGUUCCAUGGCUCGAUGGUCCUGCUUUCCUCGAUGGACAGCACAGACAAGCUGCAACAAGCACUCUCUCUUCAAUGGUAAUCUAUCAUGACAUCAAUUCAUGGCCCAUUAGACUCCCUUGUCAAUCUCUUACUCUCUCUUUUGGGACCAUGUUUUUUCAAGUGAUUUCUACCUGCUUUACUGCCUGUAAUCACCAACUUUUCUUAUAUGUGAUGCCAGGGUCUGAACACUCAGAGGUCAGCUUCUGGAAUGGGGCCGGGCUCCCAUGGACUCAUGAGCAGGAUGUACCCAAACAGCAGGAUGUACGGCCAGUAUGGGAGUGCCUACAGGGCGGCUGGAUUUUCAUCGAGUGGUUAUGAUUCCAGAGCCAGCGGGCACGGUUGGUAUACUGUUGACCCUAAGUACAAGCCCAGGGGAAGAGGCGGAUUCUUCUCCCAUGGCAACGAGAACAACGAGUUAGGUGAGCUGAACAGAGGUCCACGGUCUGGCCACUUCAAGGUCCAAAAGGGGCUGGGGCCCAAUCCUGCCGUCUCAGUGAAGGGGCAGAGUGUCCUGUCCAGUGACGGCAAUGAAGGUUCCACGUUAGUUCCAGAGAAGGAGCUGUACAACAAAGCUGACUUCCCAGAUAACUACUCUGAUGCAAAAUUUUUUGUCAUCAAGUCAUACAGCGAGGACGAUGUUCACAAGAGCAUCAAGUAUGGUGUCUGGGCCAGCACGGUCAACGGGAACAAGAAGCUCCACUCUGCCUAUCAAGAGUCAAAGGAAAGAUUGGGCGGCUGCCCCGUCUUCUUGUUUUUCUCAGUAAGUCGUCCCGAAAUCUUGCACGGGCUCGUUCUGUCUUUCAAGGCUUCUACUUUAAUAUUUCCUUUUCGGGAAUCAUUGCUGAAUCUCACAGGUAAACACGAGCGGUCAGUUCGUCGGCGUUGCAGAGAUGGUGGGCCCUGUUGACUUCAACAAGACUGUGGACUACUGGCAGCAGGACAGGUGGAAUGGCUGCUUUCCUGUCAUGUGGCAUAUCGUGAAGGACGUCCCCAAUAGCAUGCUUAAACACAUAAUAUUAGAGAACAAUGACAAUAAGCCGGUGACCAACAGCAGAGACACUCAGGAGGUGAGCAGAACCUAUUUUCUGCGAGCAGAGGCUUCCCCCCCGUUGAAUCGUUCGUUCUCCUCUGUGAUUAACCUGUAAUUUUCUGUUUUAAUUUUCUUGGGUAGGUCAAACUCGAGCAGGGCCUUCAGAUGCUCAAGCUGUUCAAAGAGCAUGUCAGUAAGACAUCGAUUCUGGAUGACUUUUUGUUUUAUGAAGUGCGGCAGAAAACUAUGCAGGAGAAGAGGGCCAAGCAACAGCAGUUUCUUAAACAGGCAAGCUUCCCAUCUAUGGGUUUAUGAGGAUAAUUACCCUAUUUAAAUGGUUUCUCACUCUAGAGCCGCUUGACUCUGGCCACAGGUUAGUGCGAGAAAUUCAGGAGAUGGCCCUGUGGUUGAAGAGAAAGGCAAGGAGGGCACGGCCGAGAAGGCUAUAAUAUCACAGAACCCAGUGGAAUCGGCUGCGUUUUUGAGCAAGGAGACGAUCGAUGCUGCCCUGGGAGAAUCCAAACUGGGGGAGGAGACUUGUAUGGCUGCAGCACUGGUCAACCCCACGCUGGUCAACGACGCCCAAAAGGUUGCUAUAUUGGCAGCUGAGAGAAAGGGUGUGGCAAAUGGGAUCGCCAACAGCUGCUAA